UCGAACGUGAAAAAGGUGAAGAGUUAUUCCCGAAAUCAUUUCCGGUUUUAGAAAAUUUUAAGAAAUUUUGUUUCUUUUUUGAUGAAAUUUGUGAAACGAAAUGUUUUAAUUGGGAACGGCAUCAAUUAAAACAGCAGGACAAUAAGGGUUUCUGUUCCGUGAUAGGAACAACCAACUCACCAUCUAAACUCUUUGGCUUUACUUUGAUUUGAUCAAAUCUCGUUCUGUCCACAAAACAAGUCUUUGCCAUAAAAAUAAAUAUAAAUAUAUAAAUAUAAUAUAAUAUUAUAUAAAUACAUAAUAUAAAUAUAAUAAUAUAUAAACCAUGAAUAUCAAUGUUAAAAUAUUGAAAGGUCGAGAAUGUACAGUGAAGAUUUCUCCCUCAGACUCCAUACAGAAACUGAAAGAGUUGAUAGCUGUACAGAUGGAUAUACCUGUCGGACAACAAAAGUUGGUUUAUCAAGGCAAAAAUCUAUCGGAUGAGAAAACCAUCAAUUCCUAUCAGAUUCCUGAAAAUGGAAAAGUGUUUUUGGUAACAAAGAAAUCUGAUGAAACACCAAGUCCCAGCUCAACUGCACAGUCGUCGCACUUCUACGAUAAACUGCGUCUUUUCCUCUGUCGACAUUUCACUGAUUCAGAUGCUGACUUAGUUUUGACGGAAUUCAAAAAGGAUUUCGAGAACCGACUGAACAGUCUCAGCUUAGAUGACAUUGAACGCCUGGCAACCAUCAAGUUAUUUCAAGCGAAAAAGUUAAAUUCUUCGUAGCACACAUCUCAUUGAACCU
This is a messenger RNA of Octopus bimaculoides (California two-spot octopus), 785 nucleotides long. Its product is annotated as ubiquitin-like protein 4A. Gene Ontology annotation, biological process: post-translational protein targeting to endoplasmic reticulum membrane; tail-anchored membrane protein insertion into ER membrane. Gene Ontology annotation, molecular function: protein-folding chaperone binding. The record is from RefSeq and is a predicted model, not a curated record. Gene Ontology annotation, cellular component: BAT3 complex. NCBI's taxonomy places the organism in Eukaryota, Metazoa, Mollusca, Cephalopoda, Octopoda, Octopodidae.